Dicentrarchus labrax (European seabass) is the source of this 5420-nucleotide messenger RNA. RefSeq names its product opsin 4xb (gene opn4xb). Gene Ontology annotation, molecular function: G protein-coupled receptor activity. The record is from RefSeq and is a predicted model, not a curated record. NCBI's taxonomy places the organism in Eukaryota, Metazoa, Chordata, Actinopteri, Moronidae. The transcript has 9 exons. Gene Ontology annotation, cellular component: membrane. Gene Ontology annotation, biological process: G protein-coupled receptor signaling pathway. The coding region runs from base 829 to 2496 and encodes 555 amino acids.
AGGGGUAGUGAGAGAGAGACACAUGGAGAGAGAGAUGAGAGGUUAGGAGUCGCUAGUUGGAAAUAUAAUCAGAGACAGGCCACUGAUUCAGAGCUUGGUGCACAGCUGGUGUGACGGGUGAAGAAGCUGCAGGCGAACACUGAGUGGACGGACAGUGACAAUGUGCAACGAGUGUGGGAUUUAAUAUACUGGAGAAUGUUAUAAACUCUAUAACCCAUGUAGCAAACUGGAAACAUGUGGGGACCACAGGUGGAAGACUGAAGUGUUUUAACUGCAGAACUGAGGGGAAUAGCAGAAUGGAUGCUUCUGAAGUACAUCUGGAGAUAACCAACGUGUGAACGGCUGUGGACGUCAUUUAGCAUCUAACACUACUGGACUAAGAAGUAAAGAGGAACUGUUUUUUCAUGUACUACAUUGUAUUGCAGAUAUUAUCUGAAUAAUGUAACAUUAACAACUUGUAACAUUUGCCAUUUUAUACCCGUUUAAUUUUUCCAGCUUUUUCUUCAGAAGUAAAUAGUAAAUGGACUUAAUUGGAUUUGACAUUUUAACAUCUUCACAAAGUGGAGAUCACCUAGUCCUUCAUAUUUAUUACUUAGAACUGAAUGGAUGGUUUAUGGUGGGAAGGACUUCUCUUGAGAAGUAAAGUGGAUCUUUCAAUUUAGACUUUAAUGUAGUGCAAUCUAAAGAAGAUACUGCAUAAUCUCCCUGGCAUCCUAUGUAUAAAUGAUACUACAAUGAAUGCCCGACACCAUCAAAACAAAGUGGAUUACAAAUUGGUAAACCUACUGCAUCCUGCAAGGUUGGCAGUCCUGAUGAGGUGUUUGAACCAUGUGGUCCACUGAGAGCAUGGAGCCAGAGAAAGCACACACCCAGGGCAGCUUCUUCAGCAAGGUGGAUGUGCCUGACCAUGCUCACUACAUUAUCGCCUUAUUCGUCUUUAUCAUCGGGGCACUGGGCAUCACUGGCAAUGCACUGGUUUUGUUUGCCAUCUAUAGUAACAAGAAGCUUCGUAACCUGCCAAACUACUUCAUUAUGAACCUGGCGGUCAGUGAUUUCCUCAUGGCCUUCACACAGUCCCCCAUCUUCUUCAUCAACUGUCUAUACAAAGAAUGGGUGUUUGGAGAGAUGGGCUGUAAGAUGUACGCGUUCUGCGGCGCCCUGUUUGGCAUCACCUCCAUGAUAAACCUCCUGGCUAUCUCUAUCGACCGCUACCUGGUUAUCACCAAGCCUCUGCAGGCCAUACACUGGAGCUCCAAACGUAGGACCACUCUGGCCAUCCUCAUAGUCUGGCUUUACUCUUUGGCUUGGAGUCUGGCUCCACUAGUUGGCUGGAGCUCCUAUAUUCCGGAGGGCCUGAUGACAUCUUGUACAUGGGAUUAUGUCACAUACACACUGGCCAAUAGGAGCUACACGAUGAUGCUAUGCUGUUUUGUUUUCUUCAUUCCACUAGGAAUCAUCUUUUACUGCUAUCUCUUCAUGUUUCUGGCUAUACGGAAGACAAGCAGGGAAGUGGAACGUCUGGGGACUCAGGUGAGGAAAUCCACCCUGAUCCAGCAGAAGUCCAUCAGGAGCGAGUGGAAAUUGGCUAAAAUUGCCUUUGUCGUCAUUGUGGUUUAUGUCCUCUCCUGGUCACCGUAUGCCUGUGUCACAAUGAUUUCCUGGGCCGGGCACGCCGACAUCCUGACACCAUACUCCAAGGCUGUCCCCGCAGUAAUAGCAAAAGCCUCUGCCAUUUACAAUCCUUUUAUCUAUGCUAUUAUACACAACAAAUACAGGAAGACUCUGGCAGAGAAGGUUCCCUGCCUGAGGUUUCUGACUCCCACUCCUCGGAAAGAAUGCAUCUCCUCCUCCUCCAUCAGUGAGUCCUCUUACAGGGACUCCAUCAUUAGCAGACAGUCCACAGCAUCAAGGACUCACUUUAUUACAACUUCCACUGACAUGGUAUUAAGGGAUGUAGAGAUGGAGCCUUUGGGAAGGAAGUCAGGUGAUUCCUUCAGAAGCAUGUCGUUGUACAGUCAGUCUUGCAGACGUAAGUCUUACAAGAAACAGUUAGUGCAGAAGACCACCAAGACCUACACAGCAGAGAAGCAUUCAUCUACCAUGAAUGAAUCAUCGAGCAACUGUGAGCAUGAACUGGUUUCCAGCUCUCUCACCAUCGCCACUCUCCCCCUGCUAGUUCUUACCAGGAGACGCAGCCAGAGUCUGACAAAUGAGAGUUCAGAUGCAGGGGAGGAGAAAGGCAGCAUCUGUGACAGGCUGGGCAGCCACAGGAGCGACUCUUUUGAUUCACUGAAUUUCGGAAAAAUCACAUCUAGUGAUCCCAGGUCACCUCAGGGUGUUCCACGCAUAAUUGUCAUCAGUCCCACGUCUGAAAGCAGCCUCAUCAGCCACGACAGUGUCUGCUUAGAGGAUAGCGUUGAGUCGAUUGAGAACAAUGUUUUUGUCAGCCUAAACUUCUCAACAGAAGUCUUUGAGGCAGUGGAGCUACUCUCUUGACCAGCUGGACUUUGCUGGACAAUAAUUAUCUCUUUUUCACUGAAGGUGUGUUAUUUAUUGUAAUUUCAGACCUCAGAGAACACCACGCUCUUCUCUACAGGCCUAGACUUGUUUUGAAUUUGGACAACUGAAAUGAUCUGUUUCUGUGCUUAUUUCUCAUCCUGUACAGCAAAAAAAAAAAAAAAAGUUAAGCCACUCUGUUGUUUAGAUAAAUGGAGUGCAGAAGAAAAGUUAGUAGCAAAUGAAACAAUAGGAUCUGGUUGUGGUAUGUAGUGUGCAGUGUGUUUGUCAGACUUUGGCAGGGACAGGGAUGCCCUGAGGGGCAGCAUGGGUUGCCACAUAUUUUUGUUAGAUCCCUCAAAAAUGACAAGUGUAACAACAUAUUUUCAGAAGCUUGAGGCCCAAGCUUGACAGACUGAAUUCUUAGUUUAGCAAUUCAAGCUAAAGGCCAUGAAACUGUGAUAUAAAGUGUUGAAUUGAAAUGUUUAUAUCUGAGUUAUUUUAGGUCGACUUCAUGGAUUGUCUGCUGGAGACUGAAGAGAGGACAUUUAGAUCUGGAAUUAGACCAGUUUAGUUAGGGGCAGUGCUGGGCUAGAUAAUCAGAAAAUGUAAUUUAUUACUCAUUACUCUUCUUAAAAGUAAUAUUAUUGCUUUACUUAUUGCUCCCUGCCAACAGUAAUUAGUUAUACUACUAGUUAUAUCAUUUUUCUGCUACUCCCUACAAAACUGAUAAUUGUGGCCCUUCUCCCCAGAAUUAAUUUUUUUUUGUUAAAACCAAAGUAAUGGGAAUAUUUCCAGACUCUGAAUAUAUUAUGUUUCCAUCUAGUUUCCUCCAUGGGGUGCCAAUAAAAGUAGCAUGUUGUAACUGUAAUAUUAUAACUGAAAUGUAUUAGUAUUUAGUUACACUACUAGCUACUGGGGAAAAUAACAUAAAAAUAUAUAUAUUUAUAUAUAUAUAUAUAUAUAUAUAUAUAUAUAUAUAUUUAAAUUCUAAUCUUUUGGUAGUUGUUCCUUAAGCUGUAUGAACCUCUCCAUCUUUUCAUUGUCAGGGAGACAGUGGUAUAAUGAAAAAGUGAGGCACGGUCAAAUCUGUCAAAAAACGACAAACUUUUUAAAUGUUCGUUUUAAUAUGUCUUGCUCAUUAUGUUGAUAUUGCUUUGUGACAAAUGUUCCCUUGAUCCAUUCCUAUUCAUAUAAAAAAACUUAAUUGUACUAUUAAUGUUGCUCGUGAACACUACAGUGUUGUUGCCAGUGAUAUGAGUGAGUGUAUGCUUCAAAAUCCCAAUAAAGGAAGGAAGCAGUACAGUAGAUUUAUAUGCACAUGUGACCAAAGAUGUUUACAGAAGACUUUGUAUUCUUAUUUUUAGACCUACAACAAAUCCCUCCAGUCAGUGAAUGGAAACUCCUCUUCAUCGUAACAGACUAAUUAUUCCUAAUUAUUGUAAUCCUUCAAGUAAGACCAACUUGCACUAUACAGCGGCAAUCACUGUAAGUACAAAAGAAGCUCUAAAAGGCCAAUGUGGCAUCCUGACUUGAUUCAAAUUUGUGAUCCAUUAUCUGGUGUAAUGUCUGUAUCAGUUGUGUUUUAACAUUUGAUGCAUCUGCUGGUUUUAUACAACAAACAAACAUAAUUGGGCAACAAUGGUGAGGAAAUGUCGGAGUAGCACUCAUGUUAGUUUGUGUGCUGAUUAAAUAUUCUGAAUCCAUGGUUUGGCACAAGAGCACUCAAUGAUUAUACUGAUAUUUUACUGAUUGCAAAACCCCAGAUUACAUUCAGGGAUUACUUCAGCACAUUCGAUGCCAAUAUUUAUCAAAUUGUUUAUUUCUUCGAUACACACACAUGCAUCAAAAUUACAGUAUGGUUAAAAAAUAAAUUCAGGCAAUGGUAAAUAAAUUAUGUGUAAUGUCAGGUAUGACUAGUCCACAUCAAACAAUUCAGUGACAGUCUGAGAGUCCCAUGAUUAACAAUAAACAUUAUUGUACAAGAGUAUAUCUUGACUAUUUUCUUUAAAAAAAAUAUAUUCUUUUAGUUUCCCUUCAUGAAAUGUUUUUGACACGCAGUAGUAUAUAGUAGUUUUAGGUCUACACCACAAGAUGAUUCAUACUAAUGGGACAGAAUGUUUUAUUUUGAUGUAACUCUGCUUUGAAUCUUCAAUUUGUUGUCCAAUAUUUCAGUGCUAGAGGAAAUAAGUGAGAGUACGAAAGUAAGAAAGCAUAUUUGAACACUGUGAGGCUGAAGUUGAAUGCACAUGACAUUGUUCACUGAAGGUCACCUGUUUGAUUAUUUUAUGAGCCAUGUUUAGUGCUAUGGGUUAUUUUUGUUUAUAUUAUUAUUUAUCAAUAUGAUAAUUUUCAAAUUAUGUCAAAUUAAACAGAUAAGAGUCGACAUGGGGGAGUACUGUUAUAUGGGUUUCAGUGUGACCUUUGACAUGAUUAAUCACUUUAACACUUAGCUUGAACACAAGCUGGAUGGCUGCAAUUACACUGCCACCAUAACAAAGUCGCUACUGCCAUCUACUGGUUAAAAUGGACAUCACACUAGAGCAACUUCUGAGCAACAGAUCAGUUCUGUGUUUCACAAGUGACACAAAUCGUUUUAAAUAAAAGCAUUUACACAGACUAAUACAAUAAUGAUUAUAAGGAUAAUAAUAAACAAUAAAAUGUCCAGGGUGCCACAUGUUCCUCUCUCACUUUCUUUCACAGUAGUGUGACAGCUAACAAAAGUGUUUUCUUCUUUAUCUCAAGAUGCUGUUUGCUGCUGUUUCAUGUAUUGCUUUUAUUUCCUUUGUGCUACUGGGACAGUUUAUAAAUUAUUUUCGUUAGUCAUUUGUGGCCAGCUGAAGAGAGCCACUGUGUAUGAACUCUUGGUACUUUGACAAUGUUUUUACAUGCACUUAACAUGAAUAAACUUGCAACAUGCAAAA